AUGGGUCGACCACUGCCCCAGGGCACCCCUCCAGCUCCCGGCGCCCCAGGCCCCCAGCAUGCUUCCUCCAGCGACGAGGAGGGGGAGUCUGACGAGGGGUGGCAGGUGUACUCCGGCUCAGAGACGGAGGAUGAGACCGACAACGAAGGGGCUGAGGGGGCGACCGAGCGGCAGCAGCUGUCUGACGCCAUCAACCGUGGGGACGCCGCCGCCCUCCUGGCCCUGCUGGAGGACGAGGCGGUGGCCGCCUGCCUGAACGACCCGAACCGGGAAGGGGACACCCCCCUCCACCUGGCCUCCCUGUACGGACAGGCAGAGUGCGUGCGGGUGCUGCUGGAGGCCGGGGCCGACGCCGGAGUGCGGGACCCGGAUGCCUCCACCCCGCUGCAUGACGCCGCUGCGGGCGGGUACACCGAGGUCGUCCGCCUGCUGCUGGCCUCGGACCCCUGCCUGGCCGCGAGCCGGGACGACGACGGCGACACGCCGCUGCACAACGCGGCGCGCGGCUCCCACGCCGCCUGCGCCGAGCUGCUGCUGGGGGCGGGGGCCGACCCCCGCGCCACCAACCAUGCGCUGGAGACCCCCGUGCAGAUGACGGAGGAGGGCACCCUGUGUCGCGAGGUCCUCGUGGCCGCAGAGGAGGGCCUGCAGGCCGGCGGUGCCCCGACCACCGCGUGA
This is a messenger RNA of Auxenochlorella protothecoides, 678 nucleotides long. RefSeq names its product Ankyrin repeat, PH and SEC7 domain containing protein secG. Gene Ontology annotation, biological process: positive regulation of protein catabolic process; protein ubiquitination. Gene Ontology annotation, molecular function: protein binding. The transcript has 3 exons. NCBI's taxonomy places the organism in Eukaryota, Viridiplantae, Chlorophyta, Trebouxiophyceae, Chlorellales, Chlorellaceae. The coding region runs from base 1 to 678 and encodes 225 amino acids. The record is from RefSeq and is a predicted model, not a curated record.